Messenger RNA from Achroia grisella, 4301 nucleotides. RefSeq names its product centrosomal protein of 131 kDa (gene dila). Lineage: Eukaryota; Metazoa; Arthropoda; Insecta; Lepidoptera; Pyralidae. The transcript is spliced from 17 exons. Gene Ontology annotation, cellular component: centriolar satellite. The record is from RefSeq and is a predicted model, not a curated record. Bases 39 to 4067 code for a protein of 1342 amino acids. Gene Ontology annotation, biological process: intraciliary transport involved in cilium assembly; cilium assembly; regulation of centrosome duplication.
GUCAGCAGUUGCUAAGCAACGGUUGGAAUGUGUUUGAAAUGUCGAAAGAGAAUCCAACCCUCCGAUUGCUUGGGUCACCGGUAAACCUUUCUUAUCGGAGUAAGAAAAGAGACGAUAAAAAGAAUAUAAGAAAUAGACCACGAUCUGCACUUCAGAACACUUCUUUCACGCCGGAUAUUCCGGAAAGAUACAAAAGACCAUUUUCGGCUGAUACUAAGGAGCGGUCGCCAUCAACAAGGAGUUUCUUGAAAACAUUUACUGCUGAUUUAAUCCAAUCUUAUAAGAACUCGCCAACCCAUGUUAAGAUAGUACCACCUACCACUGAUCUAUUUGGCGUCACAACAUCAGCUAACAAUCAGGAAUUUAAAAAAGACAAAGAAGUAUGUAGUAAUGCUUCUGAUUAUGGUUCUGAAGACACCUUUAUCAGCUUAGGAACUAAAAUCAAAGUGAGGGCUCAAUCUAGUCCAAAACCAAAGAUUACAAACCCAAAAACUAUUUUGAAAUACAGAAACAUAGUGAAAAAAGGUCGUAAAGUUAUGGACACCAAUACAUAUGAAGAGAAAAACAAUCCUGACUAUGGAUUGGAGAUUAAAAUAACAGAGAGGCCAUUAAGGAUACAGUCACCUACUAGAAAUGAGGCAAUGUAUGAUCAUGGUGCCACUCAUUUUAAAAGUAGAGCUUAUGAAUCUUAUUUUGUACCUCUAGAUGCUGAGAGCAAAGCAAUUGAAUGUGGUUUAUCAGAUUGCAUCUCUUUUGGUCCUAAUAAUUUACAAGCAGAGGUUGAAGAAGCUAUUGAUAAAUAUUCUAAACGCCUGACACUUACCAAACAACAACUAUCUCUUGUAGAAGAAGAGUCAACACAGGACUUGGAGAGUAUCCCAUCCCAGCAUAUGCCCAGUUUGUCUCCAGAAAACUCAUUAGAUCAGCCUAGGAAUAUUAAAGAGGGUGAUACUGAGGAAAAUUUUACAGGAAGAAAUACAUAUGUAAUUGACAAGGAAGAUUAUACGAAAUCUCAGAACUAUGAACCAAGAACAUAUAGUAGCUUUUAUGAUGAUUUCCACAUAAACCCUCUAGACCCUUAUAAAUCCAAAAUGUCUAGCACAGUAAUAUAUACUGAUUCAUCUUCUAAAGAUUCAGGUUAUCCAGAUAGUGCAGCAAAUGAUAAUAAAAAUUAUGGUCAAACCUAUUCUCUGCCGUCUUCAUCAUUAUUAAAAAAAUCUAAGUCUUACAAUAAAAUAGAAGACCAGCCUAAAAGUUUGGAUAGCGUUUCAACAAAUAGUAAUGAUAAAGGCUAUCAUAAAACUUAUCCAUUGGACAAAAAAUCACAAUGGACAGAACCUCUGAAUCAUAGUCGUUUACUAUACAAAGAUUUUUUCUUACAAAAAGAAGGUCAUCAAGCUUUGCCUCCCCAAAAUUCGCCAAAUAAAGAAAACACUAACAAUGUCCCUUCAACUAAUGAAAUUAUAGAUGGUGUGAAACCUGAAAAACAAACAGAAAAUUUGGAAUAUCCAUCAUAUUUAAGGAAUAGCAGCACGAAAGCAUACACAUCAAAAGUUAUUGAAGAUUAUAAAAAAGAAUUAGAGGCCAUUAACAGUUUACACAAGUUAACAUUGAAAGACAUAAAAACGGAUCCAAUUUCUCCAACACCAUUGAAUAUUGACAAAAUGUUUGAACCAUCAGGUCCUUUUAUAGAAGACAAGAAAGACUGUAGUGAUGAAUCACGAGAAAGUUCUGAUGUUGCUGGUGAAACUGCAAAGAAUACAGAUACAAAUAACUCUCUUGACAAUAAUAGUAGAGAUAUAUCCAAAGUAUCCACUAAGGAAUUAAUACAAAAUUAUUUAAAAGUAAAAGAAGGAGAUUAUACCAAGGGUUACCAGGGUAUUCCUAAAAACCUUAGAAAAACUGAUAGAAAAUUAGACAACAUAAGUACGAAGUUUGGGGAGAGUUCCACAUUUAAACAAGAGUGGAAUAAUAGGAAUUCUAAAAGUAAUGUUAAGUCUACUAUUCCAGUGAAUAUUAGAAAUCAGACUCAAAAAACAAAUUACAGUGCACGUGUGCCUUUGAGCGCUAGAAUUGAGAGUGUACAGAAUGACAAAGAUAUUGAUUCUUGGAUGUCUCUGUCUGCACCUUCUCCAAGAAUUCUGGAAAUAAAUGAAGUGGAACCUCCUAUAAUAACCCAUGUAAAUUCUGAUCCUAAAUCGCAUGGAGAUGAGUCUACUAUUGAAAAAAAUGAUUACACACAACCAACUCCUUCCAAAACAGGAAAUGAAGAAUCAAAACCAAAAGAAUUGAACACAAAUUCUACGGUGUUUGAUAUUUAUUCGAUGUUGAAAGAAAUCGAGAGUUACGGGGACAAUCCAGUCUCAACAGUUAGUGUUGACAUGCCUAACCCUUCAGAAAAUACACAAGAAGAGGAUACAGCAACUAAAGAUAACUUUAUGGAGAUUUUCGAAUUUCUGGAAAAGGUGGAACAAAGCGCUAAUGCUGCGUUAUCAGUAGUAACUAGUACCACACCUCAAACUGUACCAAAACUGGAACUACUACUAAAAUUACCGCAAACGGAGCUCGCGCAGCGACUGGUUACAGCAUCACUUCAGCUCGAGGAGAGAUCGUGCUGCAUCGCUUUGUUGCAGGAGAGCCUCGCCAACCAUAAAGAACAGAUGGCCAGUAAAGUGAGUAACCUGGAGAAGCAGUCAUUGCGCAACGUGUCUAAGGUGAAGCAGGAGUGCGAGGAGACGAUUAAACGCCACCAGAACUUCAUUGACCAGCUAAUAAAUGACAAGAAAACCCUGAAUCAUCGUAUUGAGCAGCUAGUGGACGAGAGGCGUUCACUUGAAGAGCGCUGGAAACGGUCAGCACAAGCGCUUGAAGAGCGGUAUAAGUUGGAAUUGAGAAACCAACACGACAAAAUGGCCGCCGCUCAGCAGGUUGCCCGACAACGCUGGGUACGGCAAAAGGCUGAGAAAAUUAAGGAAUUAACCGUAAAAGGAUUGGAAGGUGAAUUGCGGGAGAUGGCAGAACGUCAGCAGAAGGAGGUGUCGGAUCUGAAGAUGUUCCACGCAGAGCAGAGUGGUCGCGCGCAGGCGCAGCACACCGCGCAGCUCGAGGAACUGCGGCGGACCCUCGAACAGGAGAAGGAGGACGCGCUGGUCAAGGAACGACAGCUGGCCAGCUCCAGAAUGGAGAAGCAGAUCCUGGAGUUGGAGCUGACGUACCAGGAGCAGCGAUCGCGGCUGGUGGGCGAGAUGAGAGCACAAGCCGAGAGAAAUGCCGCCGACGUCAGCGAGCGAGAACGCACGCAAAGGGAACACAUCGAGAAAUGGAAAGAAGAAGAGGAAAAGUUAUUAGAAGAAAAGAAGUCUCAACUAGAAUUAUAUAUUUCACAGGAGAAGGAAAAAUUAGAAGAACAAAUGAAAGAGAGGGAGAAAGAGAUGCAAGAACAAUUUGAGCAGUACAAGCGAGAUUUCGAAGCGGAACAACAGGUGGUGCUGAAACGAAAAGUGAUGGAGAUAUCUACACAGCAUAAGCAGGAAAGAGAUAGAGAGAUAGAGCGUGCAAUUGAUAGCAUGGAGGCAGAAGCACAAGCAGGACGGAAAGAUCUACAGGAAGCAAUAAGGAGAAAUAAGGAACAAUACGAAGCUGAAUUGAAGGAAUUGGCGGAAACGGAACAAGCAACGUUGCGGCGCUACCAAGAUGCGCAGGCGCGCGUACGCACGACCGAGGAUCGAUGUGCAGAAUUAGAAGUAGCGGUGUCUCAAUUGGAAACUAGAAAUAAAGUGUUAAUAGAGAAAAAUACACAACUGGAAGAAAGGGUGGAAGCAAUAAGGGCUAGCAUAGACCAAGCGUGGCGAGACAAGGUGGACUCGCUCAAGAAGGAAAUAGAAGAGAUGAAGAGAACACACGAAGAGCAGAUGCAUCAACUGUACGCCAAGGUGAAGGUGGCAGUGGCCCGUAAAGACUCAGCCAUACAAGCGAUGACCCGCGAGGCGGGCAAGGCACAAGAGAAGAUCACGUUGUUAGAGCAGAAGUUACAGCAGCAGAGGAAAGACUUUCUUAAACAUAAAUGAUCCUGUUAUAAUGAACAUUUUUUUUACAGGUGAUAAUGAAAUGAUGCACCUGCCUGCGCUACCGUUAAACAUUGGCGGGGUACCAGUUGUAGAUAGGAUGAGCGUGAAGUCAGGUUAGUUAGCCCAUUGUAGCAAUUUCACCAGGAAUCACGAUGUUUUCCAGGGCGGACCGUGUGGAGGUCGACCUAACAUGGCUAGCAAUAAGGCUACUAGACCCCAUUACUAAUAAUCCUC